This is a messenger RNA of Vicia villosa (hairy vetch), 1608 nucleotides long. RefSeq lists its product as uncharacterized. The transcript has a single exon. Gene Ontology annotation, molecular function: zinc ion binding. The record is from RefSeq and is a predicted model, not a curated record. NCBI's taxonomy places the organism in Eukaryota, Viridiplantae, Streptophyta, Magnoliopsida, Fabales, Fabaceae. The coding region runs from base 1 to 1608 and encodes 535 amino acids.
AUGGAGUUUGAAGACAAAGAGGAGUGUGUUGCUGCUAUACAACAUUGGCAUAUCACCAACAAUCUUGAUUAUUGGGUGUACAAAUCUGAUAAGAACAUAUAUGUGAUCAAAUGCAAGAAUCCAGAUUGCUCAUUCAAAUGUAGAGCUUCAAUUCGCAAGAAGAACUCCAAGUGGACGAUAGGUAAGCUGAGUGGACCACAUGUCUGCACAACCACUUUAAUGUCGCAAGACCAUAAAAUACUUACAUCAGAUAUUGUCUCUCACUGCAUCAGGGAUCUGGUUAACACCGACCCAUUAAUAAAGGUAAAGCUCAUAAUCUCUCAUAUUACAGGAAAGUAUGGAUAUAAUAUAUCGUACAGGAAAGCGUGGAUUGCAAAGGUAAAGGCCAUAAAAUCCCUGUAUGGAAACUGGGAGACAUCUUACAAUGACCUUCCACAAUGGUUAUUGGUAAUGAAAACAUAUCUGCCUGGAAUGAUAAUAGACUUGGAAACGUUACCUGCAUUUUCAAACGAAGGAAGCCAGUUGGGUGAUAAGAUGAUAUUCCAUCGUCUAUUUUGGGCUUUUCAACCAUGCAUCCAUGGUUUUGCAUAUUGCAAGCCAAUUGUUCAAGUCGACGGGACAUGGUUGUAUGGAAGGUACAGAGGGACCUUGUUGAUGGCUGUGGCGCAGGAUGGGAAUGGUAACAUUUUUCCAAUUGCUUUCGCUAUUGUCGAGGGUGAAACCAAGGAUGCUUGGAGUUUUUUCCUUCGCAAUCUAAGAAACCACGUGACACCCCAACCCAAUCAAUGCCUAAUAUCAGACAAACAUCCAUCGAUUAAAAGUGCCUAUGAUGAUCCUGCAAAUGGAUGGCAAAAUCCUCCGUCUUCACAUGUCUACUGCAUUAGGCAUAUCGCGCAAAACUGUAUGCGUGCGAUUAGAGACAAGGAACUAUGUAAAAAACUGGUCAACAUGGGUGAUAGUCUAAUUUUAUUAACAGUACAUUGUCAAUUGAUCUUUGUCGUUUUCUUGACAUAUUUAUUAUUUGUAACAGGAUAUGCAUUGACGGAGUCAACGUACAACUACUAUAGAACCGAAAUUCGUCAGACAAAUAGAGAUUCUUUGGAGUGGAUUGAAAAUAUCCCCAGGGAGAAGUGGGCAAGCGCGUUUGAUAGAGGGCAACGAUGGGGACACAUGACGACUAACCUUGCAGAAACAAUGAACUCUAUGCUAAAGGCAACCAGAAACCUUCCAAUAGCUUCUUUGGUAUCGGCCACAUAUUUUCGGAUGGGAGCAUUAUUUGGUCAAUGUGGACAUGAAUGGACAAAGAGGUUGACAUCAGGCCAAACUUUUACAGACAAGUGUAUCAAGGGGAUAACUGAAGAAGUCAACAAAGCAAGCAGUCAUAAUGUUUAUCAGUUCGACCGGGAGAGAUUCUAUUUUAUGGUGGCCAAAAGAAUAAACUGCAACGAUGGUCGACCAACUGGUACUUACGGUGUUGAUCUACGAAAAAGAACCUGUGAUUGCGGAAAAUUUCAAGCGUUUCAUUUGCCUUGCUCACAUGCUAUUGCAGCAUGUGAAAGUAUACGCCAAGACUACACCAUUCACAUACCCGACGUGUUCAAGAUUUAG